Tribolium madens (black flour beetle) is the source of this 981-nucleotide messenger RNA. RefSeq names its product 7,8-dihydro-8-oxoguanine triphosphatase-like. The transcript has a single exon. The record is from RefSeq and is a predicted model, not a curated record. Gene Ontology annotation, molecular function: 8-oxo-7,8-dihydroguanosine triphosphate pyrophosphatase activity. The coding region runs from base 396 to 935 and encodes 179 amino acids. Lineage: Eukaryota; Metazoa; Arthropoda; Insecta; Coleoptera; Tenebrionidae. Gene Ontology annotation, biological process: DNA protection.
GACUUGUGAAUUUCUUGUAGUUUGUUAAUAAAAAUUUAGGAGUUGAAAAAUUCGUUUUUGGGAAAAACGCCCGAGAAGUGGCGGAAGUUGGACAAAUUCGCAAUUUUUCAAGAAUUAUGACAUUUCAGGCCGAACCAAUGAGGUUAAACCAGAUGGAGCGACGUUGCUAAAUGGUCAAUUUUUUGCAAAUUUGUUUAGACUAAUGGAAUUAAACCGAUAAAAAAGUGCGUCAUUCUAAUCCUAGAACCAGACACCAGUCUAAUUAUGCAAUUAUCGUCAUAUUCAAAUCAACAACAAGCCAUGACGUUGUUUUAAACACAAUGUGGCAACGCUGCCGAGGCGCCAAAUGUCAAAAUAUAAAAUCAUAACCUCAAAAAACGUACCAAACAGUAAGAAUGCACUCUCCUGUUAAAAGAGAUUCCAACCGUGACAACACCAUGGCAGUGAACAAGGUAUUCACUCUCGUCUUUCUCAAAAAGAACAACGCGGUUUUACUGGGGUACAAAACGCGGGGCUUGGGGAAAGGCCUCUGGAACGGCUUUGGAGGCAAAGUGGAGAAAAACGAAACAAUCGCGAAUUGCGCCAAGCGUGAGCUUGAAGAGGAGUGUAGUUUAGUGGCAAAGGAAUUGAAACACAUCGGAGUUGUGAGGUAUGACCUGCCGUACGUGAAUUCCGCAGAUAUAGUCCACAUUUUCACUUGUUCACAAUUCGAUGGUUGUGAGCAAGCCAGCGAGGAGAUGAACCCCAUCAAAUGGUAUAAAUUUUCAGACAUUCCGUACUCUAAAAUGUGGCCUGAUUCGGCCCAAUGGUACCCUUUUAUGUUACAAGAUAAAUUUUUCGCUGCCAGAGUUACAUACAUUAACCCUGACACGAUCACUGCCACGAAAAUUGAAGAGUUUAAGGACUUGACGAGUGCACUUAAAGGGGCCAAUUAACAAUUUUUGUUUACUUAAAGUAUUUAAUAAAAAAGUGUUUGAAAAA